AUGAAAUACUUCGGAACAGUUCUUGUAGCUGUCGUUUAUUGUCAAGAAUCACCUAUAUCUUUAAAAAAUUUAACUGAAUCCGCUGGUUAUAACAAUUCGGAUGAUUGUGAUGACGACUCGUAUAAUGCGGAACUUGCAAAAGAAAUUGGCGUUUCAACUAUGCGUGCAUCCUAUGUGAUCGGUCUAACACUACUACAAAUUGAUGCUUGUUGCAUAAUAUAUGUCAUUUAUCGUACAUUUGUUCGUUGGAGAAUGGCUAAACGUCGUUUAUCUAUGGCCUAUAAACUACCUUUCUAUAUGGCAUGCUUUGGUAAUUAUAAUCGUAUAAAUUUUUUUCUUAUCAACCAAGAAUUUGAUAAAUACGUAUUUGUCCCCAAUAGAUUUCAUCAUCUAUGCCUUUCAAAGCGUCAACUUGGUGCAUAUGAUUAUAAAUUACUUAUUUGGCCAUUCGGGAUCUCUACGGUUUUAACAGCUAUGUCUGCUCAUACAUUUGGAAGCGAUCAAUUUUGGUACAUAAGACAGUUCUCCAAUGCAUCACGAAAAAUCAUAAGUUACCUCCUUAUUUACAUAAUUCAAUGGGUACCUCUUAUGGUAUAUUUGAUUUUAGAUUUGGCAUCUCAUGAAGGAUUAUGGAUAUACUUCUUUACAGUCGGAUCUAUCUCUAUGGGGGGUAUUCUCAAUGCAGGACGGUACAUUUUCAACGAAGGAUGGUAUGAUAAACCAAACUCGUUCGUUGAUAUUUCUUCGGGCGAAAUUAAUUCUCCUAAAUCUAUCAAAAGUGAUGAAAUUAUGAACAUGAAUCGAAAUUGGAAUUGUUCUUUAAAAAUUCCGACUAAUAGUCUAAACUCUGAAGAUACUAAAACUUUGGAGGAAUCACAAACU
Cetraspora pellucida is the source of this 882-nucleotide messenger RNA. The record is from the annotation of a GenBank genome assembly. Lineage: Eukaryota; Fungi; Glomeromycota; Glomeromycetes; Diversisporales; Gigasporaceae.